Molecule: messenger RNA, 2239 nt
Organism: Protobothrops mucrosquamatus (brown spotted pit viper)
Lineage: Eukaryota; Metazoa; Chordata; Lepidosauria; Squamata; Viperidae
Gene: SPDL1
Product: spindle apparatus coiled-coil protein 1
Exons: 11
Coding region: 106-1758 (550 amino acids)
Biological process (GO): establishment of mitotic spindle orientation; mitotic metaphase chromosome alignment; mitotic spindle assembly checkpoint signaling
Cellular component (GO): spindle pole; outer kinetochore
Molecular function (GO): kinetochore binding
Source: RefSeq, a predicted model, not a curated record
CUUCGGUGUCAACUGAAAGAAGCUGAAGAAGAAAGAAGAAAAGCAGCACAGUAUGGUUUAAAGUUGGUGGAAAGCGAAAACUUGCUGCAGAAUCGGCUAGAUGAAAUGCAAAAUGAAAUGGUUACCAUAACAGAGAAUUUUGAACAAGAAAAAUAUACUCUCCAGAGAGAAGUAGAACUGAAGAAUCGAAUGUUGGGAAGUUUAAAUCUUGAAUGUGAGGCUCUUAAGCAGCAGCAAAAUGUACAGCUGGAUGCAAUGCGUAAGCAAUUGGAAACAUUACACAGGCAAGAAAUAAAGGAGCUUAAAAAUAAGGUUGAAAAAUUAAAAUCAGAGUUAGAUGAAGUGUUACUUAGUGAGAAACAACUGAAGCAUAAAGUGGAUCAUCUGAAAGAUGUGAUUGCUUCAAAAUCAGAAGAACUACACAUAAUGUCAGAACGUGUACAAGAAACUAUGUCUUCAGAAGUGCUCAAUCUUCAGCUCGAACUUCUCUCCCUUGAUGGAGAAAAGACAGAUCUUGAGGACAAGUUACAUGAUCUGCAAUUCAGUAAAGAACAGCUGGAACUUGGAAAUAAAAAUUUGAUGAAUCGAGUGGCUCAGCUUGAAAAAGAGAAAGAAGAGAGAGAAAAAGAUCUUGUUUCAUUUUGCAAUUCAUUAGAGGAAGCACGUGAAAUGAACCGAGAUCUUCAAGUUCAGCUUGACCAUGCGCUACAGCAGGCCUUGGAUUUUCCCAGUCAAGGCAAUUCUCUAUUUGCUGAGGUAGAGGACCGCAGAGUAGAAAUGGAGCGUCAACUAAUUAGCAUUAAAGUAAAAUAUCAGUUAUUACAAAAACAGCAUAAUUUCACCAGAGAACAGCUACAAAGAGUCAAGCUGCAGAUGGCUACACUUCUAAGAAUAAAAGGUUCACAAGGAGAGCAUGACCAGUUGGAACGUUUACAAAGCAUGCUUCAACAAAAGAAUGGUGAAAUAGAAGAACUGCUCAUGAAACUGAAACAAUUAGAAAAAUCAAUGAAGGUAUCUGAGAACUCAAGAGAGCUGAAACCGUUUAAAGCCUCAGAAGAUGCUGAAUUUGAAAAUGGCUAUUAUGUUGAUUUGCUUCAAAUGAAACUUGAAAAUUCAGAUAAGGAGAAAGAAAAUUUGAAGAAUGAAUUGUCUUUACAGCGGAUGAAAGCUUUAUUUGAAAGUCAGCGAGUCUUAGAGAUGGAGCGAAAGCUUUUUGUAACUGAAAAGCAACUUGACACUUGUCAAAGUGAGAACAUAAAUUUGCGUGUGCUGCUAGAGGAACUGAAAAUCAAAUAUGAACCAGAAGAAUUAAUUGGAGAACUGAUCAGCCUCCAGAAGGAUGCAAGAAAUGGGUCUUCAGACAGCUUCAAUAUCAGUAAUUCUUUGUGUGAAUCUUCUUGUUUGCCAUUUCAAAACAAGGAAGAAACAAAAGAAGCUAAGGCUGAUCUCAAAACUACACUUCAAAUUAAGUCAAUGAAUGUUGUUCCUCUUCCACCAAUAGAACAAAGAGGAAAGAAGACUGUGAAAAUUGAGGAGAAAGACUUUGACAGAACAGCUAUGAAUAAGAAAAUUGGGAAUGAUGCAGGAUUGCUUCAGACCACCAGGUUAACCUCUGACCCUGGUUUAAAGAUUGAAGAAAAUCAUCUUGGUGCAGUUGAAGAUAUAUCCAAGUACAAGAAGAAAACCAAAAAGAAUGUUUAUCCCAUAACAUAUGUAUCUUCCAAGCAAAACCUUGAAAAUCAAUGCACUCAACAAUGAAUGUUUUUGUCACUUUUGUGAGUCCUUUCAAAUGUAUCUGAAGUAGCCUGCCCCCCAAUCUGCAAGGUUCCAGAUGUAUGGACUGUGACUCUCAUUACCUCUGGUCAGUAUAACCAGUAGUUGUAUUGAUUGGGAAUGAUAAAAGUUUUAGUUCAAUUCAUCUAGAGGGUUCCAGAUUGGGGAAAGCUGUUGCAGAAUAAGUGAUGAUAAAUUAUUUUGUUCAGUGCUUUUUAAUAAUAUCAGUUGAAGAUAACACCUGAACAUUGAAGUUGGUACUUCAGUUGUAAGUUUCAUGUAGUAUAUUUUUAAAAACUGCAGAUCUGUAAGAAAAAUAUUAGUAUGCAGCUUACCAGCAGUUUAUUCAUACUAGUAUAUAAUCCACUCUUUAUAUGAAUUCCAAGUGAACAUGUAAGACUAGAUAUAAAUAAAUGGAUGUAAUAUAUGUUAAUGAGAAUGUAACAUAGCACUAUUUUGCUCUACU